GUCUCUUUUGAAUUUGGGAGCGGGGUGUCUGGUCGUUUCCCUUUCUCAUCCCUUCGCAUUUGGAUAAGGCAGAGAGAGAGAGAGCUCGAGCGGUGGAAGAAGGGGAGGCGAUUGCUUGCGUUCAUGGCGAUUUCGAGCUCAUCCACCGCAGGCUGCUCUGGCGGAAGAGGGGGAGGCGAUUUCUCCCUCUUCUUCUCUUGGUCCGCGGGCUGCUCUGCUAGUAGAUCAAUGGGCAGACUACGGAAAGUCUCGGCCAAGGAUGUUCCGCAAGUUUCUUCAGUUGAGAGUCAGGAUUCUUCAAAAGAUCCUUCUGUGCCUAAUGAUUUCGCUGAUGAGAAUGUUAUGUCUUUGGAUUUCUCUGCUGAUGAUGAAGAGUUUGAUAAAGCACUUUACAAUUUCUAUGUGACUAAUAAAGUCAAGCAGCUCAAGAGGAAAUUAUCAUCUGUUGGUAGAAGGAAUGUUAGGCAGAAACAAUUGUCUGAUUUUCCUGUGUGUUCAACAUUCACUAGAUAUUCUGGAAAGUUCUUCUCAGGAGUUGUUGAUGGCAUGUGUCCUAGGUACAAGGGUGUUAUUCAGAAUUAUGGGUUGGGUUGUCUCCUCAAUUUUGUCCGUAGCGAGGUUCCUCUUAGGCUUGUUAAGUGGCUUGCAUCUAGGUUUGAUGUUCCUGUGUCUGAGUUUCAGUUGAAAAGGAAAUUCAUCCCCUUAACUAAGUAUGAUAUCCAUGACAUCCUUGACCUCCCAGUAGAUGAUGAAGAAAUUUCCUCCCCUGAUUUGUUCAUGUGAGAGGUGAAGAGAGAAGUUGGCGAGCAGUUGGGACUGUUUUUGCUGACCUGUGGAUCAUGAUGCCGAUUUCCCUCUGAUGUCCUUCUUUCUUGCUGCUCGUCAGGCGAGAUCUGUCCAGUGGUUUGCGGGAGGGUUUUGGUUGCAAGCUGGGCACAUGCUGUGUCCUGUGUGACCCUGAAGAUCAAGAGAGGGGUAGGUCGCCGAUUUUUCUGGAGCGGUUUGUUGUCCAGGGUUACCGGGUCAGCUACUUUCUCUGACCCGUUUUGACGUCCUUUAUGUCUGUCAGCUGUUUUUGUGACUGUACAGGUGUCAUAUGUUCAUUUGUCAGGAUUUUUGAAUGUUCUCAAAUUGUAAAACAGUCAAAUAUCAAAUAGACAGUCCCAAAAAUUACCACCA
Messenger RNA from Triticum aestivum (bread wheat), 1179 nucleotides. RefSeq lists its product as uncharacterized. NCBI's taxonomy places the organism in Eukaryota, Viridiplantae, Streptophyta, Magnoliopsida, Poales, Poaceae. The record is from RefSeq and is a predicted model, not a curated record. The coding region runs from base 124 to 783 and encodes 219 amino acids. The transcript is spliced from 7 exons.